UGACCAAGGGAACCGUGUUUUGUUGCUGGCAGGCAUGACUUUCUAAACCGCUGUCUUGCUAGCACAGGAGAAUUUUUGCAAUUCGCAUGGAGCUUCCAGAACCGAUCAGAAGACGUUUAGGACACUUUUCCAGAACUGUGUUUGUUGAUCAGAGUCGUACUCAACCAUCUCCCGAAGAUCAUGUCACGUUUUUGGGGCACAACAGUGAGGUUGUCUCCAGCCUGCCUCUCCAGAUGUCACUGUUCUUCAACAUGUGUUUUUUCCCACUGUGGUGGAUCAGCGAGGUGGUGAUGCUGCACCUCAAGUAUCCAGCCCUUCCUGACUACUAUAAGUUCAUCCUCAUCACCAUCCUCAUCCUGAUGACUCUUGUAGAGGCUAUCAGACUCUACCUAGGCUAUGCAGGAAAUUUGCAAGAGAAGGUCCCUGAGCUGGCUGGUUUCUGGCUCCUGAGUCUCCUGCUGCAGUUUCCUUUGAUUCUGUUUCAGCUCUUCAACCAAGCCAUUCUGAUCCAACCUCUGGAGAGAGGGGUUCACUUAAUUCUGGCCCUGUUCAUACUCACACAGGCCCUCUCUGGCUUUGUGGCUCUACGUGGGAUGGUCAGACACACAGAGAGCCACUUCCACCUCAGACAGUUUGAUGGGGUUCAGGAGCUGCGGGCAGCCUGACUGCUCUGCUGAGCUGACAUGCAGAGACAGAGUUUUGACCAUUCUGCCUGCCCUGACCCUGACUGCCGUCCUGUACCUUGUCCCACCACACUGGAUUAUUGACCCCUAUCUGCCCUGACCCUGCCUGCCGUUCUGUACCUUUCGGACUCUGCUCUGAAUUGAUGACCUCUGCCUGCCCUUGAUCUGUCGUUUGCCUCCCCCCGUUUUUGUACUAAACUUUUGUUACUUCGAAACUGUCUGCAUCUGGGUCUUCUCCUGAGCCUUGACAGUAGUAUGGAGUUGUAUAGAGAAGAAAACAUGGUUAUUAACUACAAUAAUCCAUUGCGCCUACUUGUCCGGUCUGUUUCUUUUAUACCUGCUACAUAAGAGACAGAAGAACCCGUGAUGAAGAGAAGAGCCAUUCUUAUUAUACCUCAGUGGAAGAGAGCAGUUGCUUAGCAAGGUAUCUCUACCUGAAAAUACAUGAUUGAAGUGAUUUAAUAGUUGGUAUUCAGCAGUCAUAAAAGUAUGCCUUAUUUACUUUGAAGAACUACAAAAAUUGUGAUUUUGCCAGACAGCAUAGGCAGCAGAUCUAUAGAGAUGAGAUGAUGACUUGAAUGAAAGAAAAGUAAUCAAAUAAAACAAAUGUAAUAUUCACAACAACUUAAAUAUUUUAUCUAAAUAAUAUCAAACCGAAACCAAACUCAAAAAGCACUUAUCGCUCAGCAUUAACUCAAAAUAAAAAGUCCCGCAAUGAAGAUAGUAAAAAUAAUACAAAUGGUCGAAUUAGUAGCAUUUUAUUAGGAAAUGUUAGUAGACCUACAAUUGUGAAAACUUAAUAGCACAAAUAAUAAUAUGGCAUUGACAAUAUUGUUAACAGUAUUAAAAGUAAUGAUUUACUGCUGUUCUGUACUUUGUCACACCACCCUGGAUUACUGACCUCUGCCUGCCCUGACCCUGACUGCCGUUCUAUACCUUUCGGACUCUGCUCUGGAUUACUGACCUCUGCCUACUCUUGACCUGUCGUUUGCCUGCCCCCCUGUUUUUGUAAUAAACUUUUGUUACUUUGCAUCUGGGUCUUCUCUUGAGCCUUGACAGUACAACUGACAAUGAUGGACCCAGCAGACUUGGACCAGAUCCGAAACUUAUCAAGAGAACGACCCUAGUCAUCCCUACUGCCUUUGAUAUGGCGGACUCACUAAACACAAAUG
Salmo salar (Atlantic salmon) is the source of this 1855-nucleotide messenger RNA. It is a transcript of the gene tmem17, whose product is annotated as transmembrane protein 17. The record is from RefSeq and is a predicted model, not a curated record. Gene Ontology annotation, cellular component: ciliary transition zone. Gene Ontology annotation, biological process: non-motile cilium assembly. Lineage: Eukaryota; Metazoa; Chordata; Actinopteri; Salmoniformes; Salmonidae.